AUGGAGUCUUUAGCAUACAGUUUUUCUAUUGCCAACAGGAAUAACCCAAAACAUGGCGGAAAGAAAAAUCGCUACGCUAAGUAUCAAAACCAGAAAACAUUUGGAAUUGAACUCUUGAAAGAUUCUAGAAACAACCACCGAACAGCUAUGGCUGAAAGAGUUAGAUUUUACCACUUCACUCAGCCUCCAGUGCAGAAUUUUCAGAGAUCGUCUGGUGGCUUAAUUCAUGCUUUUGAGGUUCUCCAACUGCGAGGUCUGGAAAGGAUUAAUCCAAUUUGUGGCUUUUUGGAGGAGGUGGUGGUGGAGGGCGUGGAGGAUCAAAUGUGGAGCCUGGUGAUAGGUCAGGUGGAUUUGGAGGUGGGUUCUGUGAACGGUAGCUUGGUAUUUAGGUGGAGAGACUGGUGGUGGGCGGGGGCGGUGGUGAUAGUGGGGAAGAGGGUGGUGGGAGUUGAAGAGUGA
This is a messenger RNA of Fraxinus pennsylvanica, 459 nucleotides long. Lineage: Eukaryota; Viridiplantae; Streptophyta; Magnoliopsida; Lamiales; Oleaceae. The record is from the annotation of a GenBank genome assembly.